CUGAAAUGACUGUUGAUAUCAAAGUUAUUGCAUAUUGCACGGUUUUCGGAUGUGCAUUAAUUCUUGUUUUAUAUAAAUUACUUAGAGUGAAAAUGGGAUUUUUAAGAAUUCUUGGCAUUUGUGCAGUACUUUGUGUAUUUGAAGUUACUGGCAUAGAUUUCACUAUUUCUAGGGAGAAAAUUUUACUAGGAAGUUCAGGAACAUUAACUAUGAGAUGUGAUGUUACUGAAACAGAUAUUAAAAAUAUUUACCUUAUACAGAUACGAAGACUUAAAUCAACCACACUUUCUGGAUCAGAUCCUAAUGAUUGGCAGACAUUAGCAUUAAUGGAAAUAGGUACAAAUGAAAGUCCUACAUUAACUGAUGAUAUUACAGCUGUAGCAGGUACUAAAGAUUAUGUUGCUGGAGGAUCAUGGGAUUCUACAACACCUGCUAACACAUAUCUUUCAUUGUCAAUUAAUAUAGAGAAGUUAGUUUGUGAUGAUGCUAGAGUUUAUAGAUGUGAAUUGAUAUAUAAAAGCAUCAUCAUAGAAACAAUUAUUGAUGCUAAAGAGAAUGCCACUUUCUCAGCAUAUGCAAAACCUCAAGUGACAUCAUUAGUUGCAAGGAAGAAUGGUUCCAUUGUACAAGGAAUGUCACCAUCUGACAUGGCGACUUCUGAGGUAGGAGAUGAGUUGGAACUAACUUGUACAGCUAACAUAGGAAGCUUUCCAGGAACCGUAAUUAGAUGGAAUAGAACAUCAGAUUCAGCUUCAGACGAUGAAUUCAUCAUCUAUCAACCACCACUGGGUACAUUCGAUGAUGGUUUUGCAGUCAGCGAUAAUCAGUGUGGUUAUACACGAGUGGCUUUGUUAAAGUACAAUAUUUCAGUUGCUGAUGCCAAUAUGGAUAACAACCUUGCUUUUGAAUGUUAUGUUACUGUAAGUGGGGAUCCUUAUGGAAACUCAACAACAACUGAAAAUAACCCAAAGUUUUAUACUGAUGUUUACGAUUUUAUUACCCUGACAUCUUCGACUAUUGAACUAUCAACAUAUCAACCGCUCAACACCACAGGGAUGAUGAACGGUGCUACAGCUGUUGAAGUGCUAUAUCCUUUAGCAUUAGUGGUAUGUCUGUUCGCAUGUGGUAUCUCCUAA
Ruditapes philippinarum (Manila clam) is the source of this 1136-nucleotide messenger RNA. RefSeq lists its product as uncharacterized. Bases 6 to 1136 code for a protein of 376 amino acids. NCBI's taxonomy places the organism in Eukaryota, Metazoa, Mollusca, Bivalvia, Venerida, Veneridae. The transcript has 5 exons. The record is from RefSeq and is a predicted model, not a curated record.